Molecule: messenger RNA, 1476 nt
Organism: Aplysia californica (California sea hare)
Lineage: Eukaryota; Metazoa; Mollusca; Gastropoda; Aplysiida; Aplysiidae
Product: THO complex subunit 3
Exons: 6
Coding region: 195-1160 (321 amino acids)
Biological process (GO): mRNA export from nucleus
Cellular component (GO): THO complex part of transcription export complex
Molecular function (GO): protein binding
Source: RefSeq, a predicted model, not a curated record
GCAGUGACAUGGUUGGUAAUGCAUCGUGUGGAGAUAAAGUACAAAUAAAAUAUUUUGAUACUUUUAAAGACAAAUUAACAUGGUACAAGCCAUAUUACUGAAUAAAUGACAUUCUUUACAUCUAUACUUACAGUAUUAAGAUACGAACUGCAUAGUAUCAAGCAGGGGGUGAUAAAAUAUUUCGACACCCAUAUAUGACAAUAAACAUGGCGUCUUUCGCGGAGGAAAUGAAAAAGUUUUUCAAUAGCAAUCCUCGAACACGAGAUGUUCAAGCACAUUCUGCAAAGGUUCACUCCGUCGCUUGGAGUUGCGAUGGUAGGCGCCUUGCAUCUGGCUCUUUCGACAAAACUGUCUGCAUAUACAAUUUGGAUAAAGACCGACUGACCAAAGACUACACUGUGUUCAGGGGCCAUGGUGCUAGCGUUGAUCAACUUUGUUGGAAUCCUCAAAAUCCAGACCAGUUGGCAACUGCCAGUGGAGACAAGACCGUUCGUGUCUGGGAUGCAAGAACAAAUAAGGCAGCAGCCAGUAUUAACACAAAAGGUGAGAACAUAAACAUAUGUUGGUCACCAGAUGGGAGUACCAUUGCAGUUGGUAACAAAGAUGAUCUGGUGACUUUCAUCGAUGCAAAAUCUCAUAGAUCUCGGGCAGAGGAACAGUUCAAGUUUGAAGUCAAUGAGAUUUCAUGGAACAACGAUGGGGAUCUCUUUUUCUUGACCAGUGGUCACGGCAGCAUUCACAUUUUCAGUUACCCAGAAUUAAAGACGCAGCAUGUCCUCAAUGCUCAUCCAGCCAACUGCAUAUGUAUCGAGUUUGACCCAACCGGACAGUACUUUGCCAUCGGUAGUGCUGAUGCCCUGGUCAGUUUAUGGAGUGUUCCGGAACUUGUCUGUAUGCGUACGUUCUCCAGACUAGAAUGGCCUGUGAGAACCCUCAGUUUCAGUAAUGAUGGCAAAAUGUUAGCAUCUGCCUCAGAGGAUCUUGUCAUUGAUAUUGGAGAAGUGGAAACAGGAGAAAAACUUCAUCAGAUAACAUGUGAUUCCCCUACAUUCACGGUGGCUUGGCAUCCCAAGAGAUAUUUGUUAGCUUACGCGUGUGAUGACAGAAGGGACAGAGAUGCAGGAAUUGUGAGAGUCUUUGGAUUUCCCUCAGAUUCUUGAUGCUUUGUUCUAGUUGUUGACGUAUAGUGUGCCUGUAUCAUGUGUACAUCCCUGAAACUAUCAUGUUAGCAUGGUGUGUGGAUGAGUAUUUGGUUUCUCAUGUGUGUAGAUGAUUGAACUUUGUUGUUUUGUGAAUGUGAGAAAGAAUGCAGCAUGUGAUGGUUGAGUCCUGAUAUUUAUAGAUUUGGGUGGGGGCCUGGGUGUUGUUUGAUUGUAGGUUCAGGCUGGAGCAACUCUUGAAAUUUUGUUUAUGGAAAUAAAUAAUGGUCUGGUUGGAUAAAGAAUGUGUUACUCUUGAAUAAAUGAGUUGAUUGAA